This is a messenger RNA of Phaedon cochleariae (mustard beetle), 564 nucleotides long. NCBI's taxonomy places the organism in Eukaryota, Metazoa, Arthropoda, Insecta, Coleoptera, Chrysomelidae. The record is from the annotation of a GenBank genome assembly.
GUUUUGGCCAAUAUUUGCAAAAUAACUGUUACAGUAAUCCGCCAUGUUUUUGUCAUUUUGAAAGGGUUUGUUAUUUUCAUCUGUUAUACAUGUUACAUCAUUAUUCGAUUUCAUUGUGUUGUUGUUUGUGGCAUCAUUGAUUAUUUUGAUAAUUCGACUGUCAACAAAUAAGCCUCAUACAUGGAAUUUUCAGGCAGCGGUCGAUUACCAGGACCAAUAUCUGCUUUACACGCAGUGAUAGUCGACGAACAUACGAUCAUGCUAGAGUGGAACCCUCCAGAGAAUUCAACUGACGUUGACGAAUACAUUGUGCAUUAUCAAAAAGUGGACAACACAUCGAUGCAUGAGACAGUGCUCAAACUAGAUAAUCAACUCAAUACGACCAGUACAACAGCAACCAUUACUGAUUUAUCAGAGAACCAGUUGUACCAUAUCUUCGUAGUAUCAUCCAAUGAGCAUGGUACUUCCCUUCCUUCAUCUAUUAUCGUAAUUAAUCUGGUCAAAAAUGGUGAGUAUAUAUGUAUAGUAUCACUCACAUUUCAUUAUACUUGUUACGAUCAGUAA